This is a messenger RNA of Venturia canescens, 877 nucleotides long. RefSeq names its product mitochondrial ribosomal protein L30 (gene mRpL30). Gene Ontology annotation, molecular function: structural constituent of ribosome. Gene Ontology annotation, cellular component: mitochondrion; large ribosomal subunit. The coding region runs from base 279 to 806 and encodes 175 amino acids. NCBI's taxonomy places the organism in Eukaryota, Metazoa, Arthropoda, Insecta, Hymenoptera, Ichneumonidae. The record is from RefSeq and is a predicted model, not a curated record. Gene Ontology annotation, biological process: translation. The transcript has 3 exons.
CCUUAACUCCUCUGUUUUCUGACCGACAACACGAGAGAUUUGUGUUGGGGUUUCGGAUUUUCUUGAUAUUAAUUUCUGAUUUAAUUCGUGUAUAUCUUCGCUGUCAUCAAAUCGCAUGCCAUCGAUUGUGUCACUCAAAUUUUAAGUGACCAUUUAAUUAGCUUGCCAAAACGGAAAUCGUAUCGAAUGAUACUACCCGCUGUAAAUUGCCUAACCCCGAAAAUCAAAAUUUUUAGAGGUUAAAAGUGAUAAACCAUUGAAUCGCCGGAUUUUGAAAUAUGUCUAACUUGUUUAAAGUUUUGUAUACUCAAGUGCGUUACUACAAAGGUCAGAAACCGAAAAAAUUGUGGGCCAAGGAUGGUGUUAAAUAUGGACUCGUGACUUAUUAUCCUCGGUAUCCUGAUCACCAGGAUCCUCCAAUCACACCCACAAAACUUCUUAUGAUUCAACGUGUGAAAAGCUACAAAGGCAAUCCCUGGUGGCACAAAAAGGCUCUUGAUAUGUUGAAGCUCAAUGAUCUGAACUCAGAUAUUGCCAUUGUGAAAAAUACACCGCAAAUGUGUGCUUUCCUCUGGAAAAUCAAGCAUUUGCUAAAAGUGACACCAAUAAACACACCGGAGCAACUUCCUGACGAGACAAAGUGCAGCACUUGGCUUCAAGAGAACGGCGACCUUUUGGUGGCUCCCAAAAUCGAUCCUGCUCGAGAAGCAGCCACACAAGCUUUCAUAACGGAUCGAAAAAGAAUGGAUCGACCUUAUCUCAAUGACUGGAUGCGAAGGAGCUGGCUAAAUGGUUACAAUCAUUAAAGAAAUAUGGGUUCGAACUUACCGAACUUGCUGUACAUUAAAGAGGAGAAAAAUAAAUAGCUUUCAAUUGA